AUGACGUCCACACAGCAGGAUCAUGUCGUCCUUCUCGUCGACGACGCCGUCUUUGAAAACCUACCUUCUUGGGUUACCGACAACUUCACCGUUACACCUGGAGGUUACCACGACGGCCAGUCUUCUCGCAACAAGCUGGUACUCUUCGCUGAUGGCAGCUACCUAGAGUUCUUCAAUUGGUAUGGCACACCACCGUCUUUGGACGAUGUCCACUUGCCGAUGAGAUUCUGGGGACCCAAAACCCCAGGACUGAUCGACUUUGCAGUCACCGACACAACCCACUCUGCCGAGGAAUCGGUCAGCAUGGUUAACCAACGCUUGUCGGAGGAGCCGGACAAGGAUCCUGCCGGUCUUGGUGUCAAGUUCGGCAACCCCGUUGCGGGAUCACGCAAGAAGGCCAAUGGUGUGGAGAUUGCGUGGACCGUCACACGUCCAGAGUUCUCCGAGGGUGACAAGACGCCCGCUGAAAAGCUCUUCGUUAACGGCAGAAUCGACGUUCCAUUCUUCUGCCACGACGUCACCCCGCGAGCCGACAGGGUUCCAAGCCACGAGGAGGAUAAGACGACGCAUCCCUGCGGCGCCACUGGCAUCGCAGCCUGCGAGAUUCUCGUGCCCAGCCACCUACGCGCCGAAUACGCCGCCGUCUAUGCAAAGGUCCUCGGCUCCAAGCUCGAGCCUGCUGACGGCCAAGGCGCGCAUACCCUCGACAUUGGCGUCCCUCAGGGACCUACCCGUUCUGCGGUGGUGGUGCGUGCUGCCCAGACUGAACAUGAUAUCAGACGCAUGCAGGAAAGAGGGAUUGGCUUCUCCGAUCUUGUCAUUGCCGUCAAGUCCGAUGGCCCUGGCAGCGGGGCGAGGCGCCCAUUGGGCUCCACGGGCAUCGAGUCCACGAUCUGGCUGGAGAAGACGGAGUGA
Beauveria bassiana ARSEF 2860 is the source of this 915-nucleotide messenger RNA. Its product is annotated as glyoxalase-like protein. The record is from RefSeq and is a predicted model, not a curated record. The transcript has a single exon. The coding region runs from base 1 to 915 and encodes 304 amino acids. NCBI's taxonomy places the organism in Eukaryota, Fungi, Ascomycota, Sordariomycetes, Hypocreales, Cordycipitaceae.